UUUUAUUUCUCCGUCUAUCGACCAGUCUUUAAUUUGUUACAGUUUAACUUAAAUUUAAGUUGUACUGUUUCAAAAUGAUAUUUGAAUAUGAUAAGGAAGAUACAGACGAUACCUUCGACCGACUUGAUGCUUUAAAAUUAGAGAUUGAAAAAAAGGGAAAACUGAUCGAAAAAUCAAAAGCAACGCACCAAGAAUUAGUGGAUGAAUUACAACAACGACUUGUAUCUUAUGAAUUACAAGUAACCAGGAUAUUAGAAAUACAAGAUGAGAAAACAAAGGGAAAUGAAGUCUUAAGUAAAUUAUCUGAAACAAUGAACGUCAUUGAUGCACAGACCACCAAAGUGAUUGAACAUUAUAAGAGGUUGAAGGAUAUUUCGUCAACUUAUGACACCAACAAAGUAACGUUAAAGAAAGCAAUUGCUUACGUUAAAAGUUUAGAUGAAGAAACCAAACAAAAAACAGAAGCAACAAUUAAAAACCUUAAAACUAAUAUUGCCAAUUCGAAAGAAGAAAUUACAUUGAGGCAAAAACAGAACAAAGCCAAACUACAAAGUUUACAGAUGCAACUAAAGAUGACACAGUCAAAGAAAAGAUCUCUAAAAGUUGAACUAGAUCAAACUAAGCAUCAAAACACGGAACUUGUUAAAAUAUGCGACGACUUAAUUCCGCACCAGAAGUAGAUCUUAUUUCUAUUAGUUUGUUGCUAUGAUUUAUUAUUUUUCCCUAAAUUUGCACUCUUUUGUUCCAUAUUACAUUAUUUUCAUAUUCCUUUACUGCUACCUAUAUAAUAAUAAUAUAAAAAGAAGGGAUACCGUUGGGUGGGGGAAGAUGGGACACCUUCUAACUCUAUUUUAUCGUUCCAAUAGGUAGUAAACAAAAAACGUUUAAAUAAUUAUAAAACUAUACCGUCACGACUUCCAUAGACCGUUGUUAAUUGUUUAAUACACGAUCAGGAUAUUCGUAUAUUAUGUGCUAAAGAUGUCCCACCUUCCCCCCACUCCAUUAUAUCAUAGAACGUGUCCGCUAUGGGAAAAUCCCGUUUACUAUAUAUGGCCAUGCGGUAAAAAAAUUAACUUUGCAAGCCAAGCUGUUUCCAGGUUAAUUUAUAAAAGAUUUUAGGUGACAAAUAUUGAAAUUUGAUCAUCUUUGAAAUUUGGGGUUAGAGGUUAAAAACUGUGAAGAUUUUCUUAAUAGCAGAUUCGUUCUAUGUUAUAUCACCCCCUGCUAUAGUAAAAUAGAAUAGUGCGUUUUUUCUUUUAUUGUUUUUAGAAAUAUUCGCACAGAAUCUAAGUUUGUUACUAUUUUUUUGCUGAAUCCACUUGAGAUUACAAUAUGGUGAGAUUGAGGUAUAUAUUAUAACUCCUUCAUUUUGAGAAAAUCUCUUUUUGUCAUAUUUUGUACACUAUUGUUAAGCUGGUUGUUUUUUUGGAGAAAGCAAACAAACUAUUGAAUUAGUGUGGAUGGCCAAUAUAUAUUACCAACGUCACGUCAGGAAACGGCGCUUGUGUCCGCCAUUAUGGAGCCCACAGAGCGUAAACCGCCAAUACAAAUGCAUUGUCGGCGUG
Ciona intestinalis (vase tunicate) is the source of this 1565-nucleotide messenger RNA. The record is from RefSeq and is a predicted model, not a curated record. Lineage: Eukaryota; Metazoa; Chordata; Ascidiacea; Phlebobranchia; Cionidae.